Molecule: messenger RNA, 1051 nt
Organism: Pantherophis guttatus
Lineage: Eukaryota; Metazoa; Chordata; Lepidosauria; Squamata; Colubridae
Cellular component (GO): cytoplasm
Molecular function (GO): oxidoreductase activity
Source: RefSeq, a predicted model, not a curated record
UAACUAAGUCAAAUGUAGUGAGCUAGCCAGAGUCAGUGGGAGUUGAUGGCAAACAAAUUUAAUAAUAAAUAAAUAAAUCUUUCUCAGAGGGUGGGUGUUGCCUAUUCCUGAUAUUGUUACCGCCCAUUAUGAGAAGAUGCAUUUGAACACACCUUUGAGCAACUUGGAAGCAGAAGCUGCAAGUCCUUGAAGAGAUGGCGAAGUCGGUGGAUUUCUGCGUUUUCAGCGUUCUGGUGACAGGAUCCGAUCAGGGGAUCGGUUUGGGUCUGGUGAAGAGGUUUCUGGAGCUGCCUUCUCCACCCAAAUGGGUCUUCGCUACAACCCUUGACCUGGAAGGAGAAGAAACCAAGGAGCUAAGAGAGUUGGUUUGCAAACAUCCGAAUCUGGUGGUGUUGCAGUUAGAUGUUACUAAUCUUGAAAGCAUCCAAGCGGCUCAGAAAGAAGUGGAAAAGUGUGUUGGAGAAGGUGGGCUGACCAUCCUGUACAACAAUGCCGGCAUUUGGAACGUCAAUAACCUGCAAACAGAAGAUGCCAAGGGUAUGAUGACAGUGUAUUCUGUCAAUACCAUUGGCCCGCUGCUGAUGAGUCAGGCAUUCCUACCCGUCUUAAAGAAGGCAGCCCGAAGAAGCCCAUGUCAAGGGCUGAGCAUCAGCAAGGCAGCCAUUAUCAAUAUGUCCAGCACUGUAGGCUCAAUUGAACUUAUGGCUUAUUGGGAUUUGGGACAGACAAUUGGAUACCGCUGCAGUAAGGCUGCUUUGAACAUGCUCACCAAGUGCCAGUCUCUUGAGUACGCAGCCGAUGGGAUUAUGACCGUCGCCAUCCAUCCUGGCUUAGUUAAAACUCGUAACAACCCAUAUUCGGGAAUCACUAUGGAAGAGAGCACCCGAGGCAUCAUGGUUGUGCUGUCCAAGCUUUGUGAAGAUGACAAUGGGACCUUUCUGGAUUGGUUGGGUUCUCGACUUCCGUGGUGAUCUGUCUUGCCAUAAUGUCAUCAGCACUUAAUUCCCUGAAAGGUAAUGAAGCCUCCAAUAAAUCAUUGCAGGCAUGAAAA